AUGAAAACCAGACAAACCAAGAGCUUAGAAGAUUCUACAUUAAUUGUCACUAGUCAAGGUCUGCCACCUCGUAAAAGAGCUGUGAAGCAAAGAGAAUGUGAUAAAACAUUGGCUUUAAGAUCACGUGACUUCGUUUCUCCGAAAAAUGCCAAGAAACAAACACAUUCACCGAAUUUGGGCAGAGAAAAAGAAAGAAAUUUAGAAGCAGAUCUGCCUCAAGCAGUAACAAAUUCGAUGGAUUUCUUUGAGUCACUUGCCGAAGAGAAUAUAGAACAAACUUUUGAUAAUUCACCGAUAGUCCAAAACGAUUUAAUUACUGAAGAUAAAGGUUUCAAACUCAGGAAACAACUAUCCAACAAAUUCAAACGUGUGAAUCCAGACGACGGAGCCAAUCAAAACGGGGAGACUGAGCAAAGCCAAAAAAGAAAUAACCCUAAUAAGCACUCCAAAUCGGUUUCGGAGACAGUUACGAAAUGCAACAACACACUUAACCUUCUGGAAAACUUGGAUAAAACAAAAGACGAGAGAUGUAAUAAAGACAUUGAACAAAACUUGGAGAGAAAAGUAGAAACGAACAAAAAAGAAAAAACGGAAACGAAUUGUCAGAAUGAUACAAAAAAUGGAACCAAGAAAGAUAUUGAUAUAGAAACUCCAUACGAAAAGCUUGGAUGGUUUGGCCCCGGAAGUGAAACUCUCGUCCCUCCGAGAAAAAUGAACAUGAAGGAGUACAAGGCUUGGGCUCAGUAUGAGAUGGCUACAGCAAGAAAUGCUUUGAGACUUCAGGAUCAAAUAGACACAAAGGAAUUCAUUCCAGACGUUUGUGGCUGUGAUAAAAAUUCAGUAGAGAGACGAAAGCUGAAACUCAAUAAAAGGCUUACCAAGAAGGAAUUGCAAAAGAAAGAACUUAGCACGCUACAUUUAGCUAAGAAGCUUUGUACAAUCGACGUAGGAAUAUGUGAAGCCGUGAUUAACAAAGACCAGCCUGAAAACACAGAAAAAGUCAAAGAUUACGUGAAGCAAAUAAGCACCAUGCAUAUUACUCCAUCUGCACUCCUGUAUGUCCCUCAUUUGGUAGAUGUUAUCAACAAGUGCUGUCUUUGCCAGGAUACCAUUGAAGUGCGAGAAGAAGCGAAAUUUUGUUCGAGAAAGUUUGAAGCCUUAUUUCCAGUACCGGAAGGGGAAACGUAUCAGAGCGUUCUCACGGCUGCAGCCAGAAAAGCUCAAAGGAAAAUUCUUAAAUACUGACGUUGAGUUUUAGUAUUUUUUGUAUUUCAAGUUAUUAAUAUAAACCCGUUUACGUUUUCCA
Limulus polyphemus (Atlantic horseshoe crab) is the source of this 1306-nucleotide messenger RNA. RefSeq lists its product as uncharacterized. The transcript has 8 exons. The record is from RefSeq and is a predicted model, not a curated record. NCBI's taxonomy places the organism in Eukaryota, Metazoa, Arthropoda, Merostomata, Xiphosura, Limulidae. Bases 1 to 1245 code for a protein of 414 amino acids.